Messenger RNA from Pseudogymnoascus verrucosus, 1887 nucleotides. RefSeq lists its product as uncharacterized. The record is from RefSeq and is a predicted model, not a curated record. The coding region runs from base 898 to 1887 and encodes 329 amino acids. NCBI's taxonomy places the organism in Eukaryota, Fungi, Ascomycota, Leotiomycetes, Thelebolales, Thelebolaceae. The transcript is spliced from 3 exons.
CUCGCAGCCUGCCGUAAAAUUGUCCGAAACGGGAAAAUCCGAACAUGAUCCCAAUCCCAGAUCCCUUCCUUGACAAAAAUGUCUUUUUGAAGUGUUUCCUUCACUAUUUCGCGACUUGGUGCGUUCACCACCAUGAUGGAGCCUAUGAAUGGCCGAGUUCCUUCAAUAACGUGCUCCUCGAAUACUGGGCCUGGAUACUGUUAGCGCCAAGACAAAGGAGCUAACAGGGGACAAAAGCAUGAGGGCGGAAAGAGCCCGAGUCCAUACCUGCCCAUGAUACGAAGCCGCUUUCAUGAAGUCGAACAAAGUUUUUGGAGUGUACAGGGCGGAUCUGAAGUCGACGUUCAAGCUGUUGCUUGUCUGCAAGCAAAACAAGCCAUUCUGAUGUCUUUCCUGCUGCAAUUGAUGGCGAAGAUAUUGUACUUAGGACAGCAGUGCGUACAGCUUGCGCCAUGGUGAAAUCUGUGAGGCCGUCAACCCAAGAGCGGAAGAGUCGGUUGAUACUGAGUUGAGGGCUCCCAAAUUCACAUUUAGUGUGACGUCUUCAAAGUGGAAUUCGUCACUUAAAUCAUUCGAGAAUCUCUUAAAUAAGUCUGGUUACAGUUUAGAAAUAUUCCAGGACCCGGAAAAGCGCAAUGGUGUAGUAGGACCCCGUAUUUCUCCACUAGUGGCAAUCCAUGGACUUCUUGGCUCUCACACCGUUCCCCUUAAUCCCUGUCUGCAGCUCAGUACUGGUCGGAUUAAAAUAUCAAACAUCUGCGACCAUUAUAUCGACCUUCUUUAUUGAGUAUUGAUGGGACCAUUAUAGUCACUGGACAGUGGAUCAAUGCUAGCUGGUAGCGUUGCUAUCUUAAGUCGCCCGUAGGAACGGGCAACAAACAGAAAAGGGGGGAUACCAUGCUACAGAAAUCUGCAUCAGAGCAUCGCUGCUUUGAUUUACCUCCUGCAAAAUUCCGAAGUCUUCCCGUAUUCCAGAACUCUAUUAAGAUAUCAGACGACAAAAUGUCUUCGUACAUUUCGCAAUGGGAGAAUACAGACCCAGCGCCAUUCGUUCGAGAGUCCCUACUUGGUGUCUUAGACGGCAAAGUGGGAUGCAUUAAGGAAUCUCAGUUCGUGUCUCGUGACAUCGCCCAAAAGGUCGAGGACGAACUCUCUCCUAAAUUAUCACCAUAUCUCGACGUCCCGGGGCCAACACUUCUACGAGUAGGAGUUGCGCAAUUCGAGUAUCAAGCAAUAUCAGACGACCAGCUGAAUCAGCGGUCCAGUGACGGUAAUGAAAAGGAGCAAUACUUCCUGGAAACCAAGAAGCACGAGAAACUUCAUGAGAAUCUGAGGAAGGUUGUGGGGCAAAACAUAUGGCGCACAAUCAUCGACAAAAUCGCCUCAUUGCUGCCUGAGUACGAUGUUGCCGUCGCCUCAGAAAGGACCGGCGAGCAGUACUUCUCAGGAAUUUUUCGGGCAAUCAACGACUCAACACCCAUCCACUGCGACUGGUCACCUUACGACAGCCGGACUGAAGAUUGGAUCAUCAAUCAGGUGACUAAGCAGGCAGUUUUCAACCUUUACUUGACACAGGUAAAAGGUGGUAAGACCGAAGUACAUGACUGUCAGUGGACUGAAGACGCGAUGGAGUUUCGGGAUCGUUCGUCUUAUGGUUAUCUGGAAAAGCUGGUGGAAGGACGAAAGAAGGUUACUAUUCAACCACAGCCUGGUGACUUGUGCAUUUUCAACUCAAGGAAUAUGCAUCAAGUUUUUCCUGUCGAACCAGAGAUUGGGGAGGAUGGCAGGUCAGGGCAGCAGCGGGCGAGGUUGACGUUGAGCAGUUUUAUGGGGCUGAUUCCAGCGAAGUCUUCGGGUGAGCGGCCGAGAUUGAUUUUUUGGUCAUAG